Molecule: messenger RNA, 919 nt
Organism: Thalassophryne amazonica
Lineage: Eukaryota; Metazoa; Chordata; Actinopteri; Batrachoidiformes; Batrachoididae
Gene: cdipt
Product: CDP-diacylglycerol--inositol 3-phosphatidyltransferase (phosphatidylinositol synthase)
Exons: 6
Coding region: 1-642 (213 amino acids)
Biological process (GO): phosphatidylinositol biosynthetic process
Cellular component (GO): membrane; Golgi apparatus
Molecular function (GO): CDP-diacylglycerol-inositol 3-phosphatidyltransferase activity
Source: RefSeq, a predicted model, not a curated record
AUGGUGCAGGAAAACAUUUUUCUCUUCGUUCCUAAUCUGAUUGGUUAUGCCCGUGUGGUGUUGGCGCUGGUGGCAUUUUACCUGUUGCCCUGCUGUCCGUGGCCUGCGGUCUUCUGUUACUUGCUGAGUGGCCUGAUGGAUUCCUUUGACGGCCACGCCGCCCGAGCACUGAACCAAUCCACAAAGUUUGGGGCCAUGUUGGACAUGCUAACAGACCGCUGCGCCACCAUGUGCCUGCUGGUGAACCUGUCGCUGCUUUACCCAAAGUACACCUUCUUGUUCCAGCUCAGCAUGUGUCUGGAUAUCGCCAGCCACUGGCUGCACCUGCACAGCUCAGUCAUACAGGGAUCAGCCAGUCACAAGACCAUUGACCUCUCUGGAAACCCGAUCCUUCGUCUUUACUACACAUCCAAGCCUGUGCUGUUUGUCAUGUGCAUGGGGAACGAGCUCUUCUUCUGCCUCCUCUACAUUCUCUAUCACAUCGAGCAACCUGCAGCCUGGUUCUACUGUUUGCACGGAAUCUGCGGAAUCAUCUGCCUGCUGAAGUCCGGCAUCAGCCUGCUGCACCUCAUCACCGCCUCAAAGAACAUGGCCGCCCUUGAUGCUGCAGAGCGAGAAAAAAACAUUACCAAGAAGGAGUGAGAGGCUGCAGAAUGAGGAGGUGGAGCAGCUUCUGUGCCUGGUUUUCUGUUUUUAUUCUUGGGUACAAAGUGUGGCAGCUAAAGUAAAGAACAGCUUUUCCGAUGGUAAGAACGUCAACGACCAAAAACUGUCCAUCUGCAAUUUCAGAGCCAGAUGCUCGAGAAGCUUUUUAUGAGCCAAUGAUAUCAUCUGACAAACUUCAGAGAUUUAAAUUCUGAAAUCCCAAAAUUGAGAAGUUGGCAGCUGUUAUUUUUGACACUCAAAAUUGUUGAUAGUU